AUGAGGGCUGGGAAUGCAACACUAGUGACCCACUUCAUCAUCCUGGGCUUCCCCAGCCUCCAGAAGCUGCAACUGUUGCUGUUUUUGGCGGGAUUGGUCAUCUACCUGGUGACCUUGUCUGGACAUAUCAUCAUAAUCCUGAUAGUACGUAUCGACCGCCGCCUCCCCACCCCCAUGUACUUUUUCCUCAGCCACUUCUCCUUCCUGGAGAUCUGGUACACCUCCAACAUCAUCCCCAAGAUGUUGGAGGGCUUCCUGGACAAGGACAAAUCCAUCUCCUACACUGGCUGCAUUGCCCAGAUGUACUUCUUCAUCAGCUUGGGUACUGCUGAAUGCUUCAUCUUGGCCAUUAUGGCCUAUGAUCGCUAUGUAGCCAUCUGCAACCCAUUGCGCUACCCGAUCCUCAUGAGUAACAGUGUUUGUUUUCGGUUGGCCAUGAGCUCUUGGGUAGGAGCCUUCCUUGUCAACGUUCCACCCCUGGUCUCGGUCUGCAAGUUGCCCUUCUGUGGGCCCAACCAGAUCAACCACUUCUUUUGUGAUACUUCACCCUUGCUGAAGCUCUCCUGCAUGGAUCCCCGCGAGGUUGAGACCAUCAAUUUCAUUGUGGCCACUGGCAUCAUUGUCAGCUCCUUCCUCCUGAUCAUGGUCUCCUACGUCCUCAUCCUGGCGACAAUCCUGAAGAUUCCUUCGGCCACAGGGCGCCAGAAAGCUUUCUCUACCUGUGGCUCCCAUCUGGCCGUAGUGGCCAUCUUCUUCGGCACCUUGAUGUUCAUGUAUGUGCGGCCAACAUCCAGUGACUCCAACAACUUGGUCAACUUCAACAAGGUGGUGUCCGUGUUCUACACGGUGGUGACGCCCAUGCUGAACCCUGUGAUAUACUGCCUGAGAAACAAGGAGGUCCAGGAAGCUUUGAGGAAAGCCAUGAUGGGAAGGUGUCUACUGCUGCCCAAGGCUAAACACAUUUCCAAUGGCGGCUUGCAAGAGAGCGGAUGGUGA
Molecule: messenger RNA, 996 nt
Organism: Pelodiscus sinensis (Chinese soft-shelled turtle)
Lineage: Eukaryota; Metazoa; Chordata; Testudines; Trionychidae
Product: olfactory receptor 6F1-like
Biological process (GO): G protein-coupled receptor signaling pathway
Cellular component (GO): membrane
Molecular function (GO): olfactory receptor activity; G protein-coupled receptor activity
Source: RefSeq, a predicted model, not a curated record